This is a messenger RNA of Leptinotarsa decemlineata (Colorado potato beetle), 3434 nucleotides long. It is a transcript of the gene Mco1, whose product is annotated as laccase 1. Gene Ontology annotation, molecular function: copper ion binding; oxidoreductase activity. Gene Ontology annotation, biological process: iron ion transport. The record is from RefSeq and is a predicted model, not a curated record. Gene Ontology annotation, cellular component: plasma membrane. Lineage: Eukaryota; Metazoa; Arthropoda; Insecta; Coleoptera; Chrysomelidae.
GGGUAUUCUAAAUGAGCCAUUACCUACCUGCUCUCAAACACAUAAUGUGUUUGAUAUCUUGUUAAUACAAUUUUUAUCAUAAACCGCAUCAGCCAAAAAAGUUGGAACAGGUUUAUACAUGGCACAAUCAAAAUUUUUCUAUAUUUUGGAACAUCGUAACUUUCGAGAUAUGUUUGUAGCUAUAGUGAUAGUCCUGCUACGGUGCAUCAUCACAACACGAGGAAAUGUCAUUUAUAGCCAUGAAACAAGUGGAACCGACAAAAAUAUCACAGAAUUCCAUGUGGAAUAUGUUCUAUUGGACAAUACUCAAGUAUGUAAAAGAUCAUGUGUUAAAGGUGCUUCUCCAAUGAUAUGCAGGUAUCAUUUCGAAGUGGAGUGGUACCAUUCUCUUAGUAAAGCAUGUUACAACUGCCCUUUCAACAUAACUGACUGCUUUCGACCCCAUUGUAUACCUGGUGAUGGAACACGAAGAGGGGUAGUGACCGUCAAUAGAAAACUGCCAGGACCUGCUAUUGAGGUUUGUCAACAUGAUAUUGUAGUAGUUGAUGUCCAGAACAAAAUGGGAAGCGAAGCGACAACCAUGCACUGGCAUGGACAACACCAAAGAGAAACACCCUACAUGGAUGGAGUCCCAUACGUAACGCAAUGUCCUAUUCUACCUCAUAAUACAUUCAGGUACACCUUCAAGGCUGAACAAGCUGGAACACACUUUUGGCACUCGCAUAUAGGAAUGCAGCGAGCAGAUGGUGUUUACGGACCUCUGAUAGUUCAUAUUCCCGAAGAAGAAGAUCCACAUUCUCAGUUUUAUGAUUAUGACUUAUCUGAACAUACCAUGACAAUAAUAGAUUGGGAUAAACAAAUUGGUAUCGAAACAUUCCUAUCGCAUCAUCACAAUAUUGGCGAUAACAAACCACCCACAUUACUCAUAAAUGGAUACGGUAGAUUUAGGCAAUUCACUGCAGAAAAUAGAACAAUUUAUACGCCAACUGCCAGGUUUUCUGUAGAACAGGGCUACCGAUACCGAUUCAGAGUGAUAAAUGCUGGAUUCUUGAAUUGUCCUAUUGAAAUGUCUUUUGACAAUCACACCAUCAAAGUUAUCAGUACAGACGGAUCCGAUGUAGUUCCAGUAGAAGCCACAUCACUCGUCACUUACGCCGGAGAAAGAUUCGAUUUUAUCCUUGAUGCAGAUCAAGAGAAGGGUCUCUAUUGGAUUCGAUUCAAAGGAUUAAUGGACUGCGACGAAAGAUUCACUAAAGCAUUUCAGGUGGCUGUAUUACAGUAUGACGGAUUAAACGCAACUAUAGAAGACUACCCGGAAGAUAUCGUCACCUAUGAAAAUGCUCACAGGAAUGGAAUCCAAAUCAAUUCUCUGAAUAGAGGAGUGGAAAGCAACAAUUCCUUCGUCAGCAUGCCGCAACUGGAAUCUUUACUGAAAUGGGACGAUACACUGAAAGAAAAACCAGAUUUUCAAUACUAUAUUGCCUACGAUUUCUACAAGAUUGAUAACCACGAGUUUCAUAGGGCUCCACAUUAUGGAUUUUACAACUUCACUGAUAGCACCGUUCAGCUACUCACACCGCAAUUCAACCAUAUUAGUAUGGAAAUGCCACCAUUUCCUCUGUUGUCUCAAAGAGAUCAAUUAGUUGACGGAGCAUUCUGCAACCAAGAAACGAUGAUGGAUAAAAACUGCGAAGUAGAACAUUGUCAAUGCCAUCAUGGAGUAAAAGUACCUUUGAAUGCAGUUGUCGAGCUGAUUUUCAUAGACGAAGGUUUUGCUUACGAUGCCAAUCAUCCUCUACAUCUUCACGGUUAUGCAUUUCGGGUCGUCGCUAUGGAGAGAAUGGGAGCCAAUGUUACAGUGGAAGAAGUGAAAAAGAGAGAUGAAAUGGGUCUCAUCAAACGGAAUUUAUUGGACGCUCCUGUCAAAGAUACUGUUACUGUACCUGAUGGGGGAUAUACCAUUGUUAGAUUCCGUGCAAGUAAUCCAGGUUAUUGGAUUCUUCAUUGUCAUUUGGAAUUCCAUGCAGAAAUUGGUAUGGCGAUGAUAUUACAAGUUGGAGAAAAUGAUGACAUGGUAGCAGUUCCUCAAAAUUUUCCCAAAUGUGGAAAUUACUUGCCAGAUCCACUAAUUGAUGAAUCUAAGAAAGACAGAAAGAGUAGUAGUUCUAUAGUUGGAUUGAGUAAUAUCCUGGAAGUUCUAGCUCUACUCAUGAUACUUAACAAUUUUUUCAUCAUUUAAUUUGAUCAUUAUUAAGUAUAGGCAAACAAAUUCAAAGUACUUAAAAAACCCAAGACUGAUUUUCAUCUUGUUAAAUAUCAGGGAUUUAGUAAUACUUAUUUGAAGACGUUUUAUAAUUUGCUAUUUCGAAUACUAUAUAUAUAUAUAGGUAUGUAGUAGAUUCGCCAUAUACUCGACUAUAACUUGAUUAUGGACUGCCAAAACUGUGUUUCACAGGGAUUUGUUUCUGAAUUUUUUUCAAUGUGCUGACCAGUAUUCACGAUAUCAUACAGUAUUUGUGUGACCUCGUGAUCUAACACCGACAGCGUUAUUUCGACCCGCCGAGGUCUCAUCAGUGGUACUAGACUGAACCAUUCAACUGCCUCAAAGGUUUUCCAUGGCAGUUCGUUUAAAAGCCAACCUUCCACAUCGACCGACGAAAUAGAUUCAUCCUCUGUCUUCCACUGCAGCUCUCACUACAAUGCAACUUCAUGCUUUCGUGAUCCAAUACCUGACAGCGCUGUUUCGACCCGGCAAGGUCUUAUCAGUGGUGCUUGGCUGAACCACUCAACUGUCUUUAAAGAACUAGCCUGAAAGUAAGAGCAAUGACAUCUCCCCUUUGGAUCAGUCGCCCUACAGUGAAAGCUGCAGUAAGUGGCCGAUAUCAAAGCUUGCAACUAACCGCCUUGGUGAGCCUUGUUUAUCCUUGAUAUUUUAAGAUUGAGGCUUCUGUCAGUCCCAUAAAGGGCGUCUAUGUAACGAACGAUGUCAACGUCUUCACUAAUACAGUGUUCCCUAUAUAAGGUUCGAAAAGUUUUCCUACAUGAGAAGUAUUUUAUUUUCUUCUUUCUACAUGUUUUGAGUACGAUGAUAUUCAGCAAUUCAUUAAAGAGUCUGUGAUUAUGGAAAAUAGGUUACGUAAACCUUGUUUUCAGAAGAAUUGUAUCAGCUACGUCUCAUAAUUUUUACAGAUAUUAACGAUUGAAAUUACUAGUCCUGGACAAGAUAUUUUAUAGUGUAUGUUAGUUUUCAAAUGCCCGAUUCACAAAAGAACCUUCAGUAGAACUCAAUGUAAUAUAAAUCAAUUCAAUCAGUUGUUCUCAUCUAGGAUGUAGUCUAUUUUUAUUUAACAUGAAUAAGAUAUAAUUUAUUGAAUCGAGCUAGUGAUGUAACAUGUGAUAACUGAAAGAAAUAAAUAACUGAUUUAACGAAUGAA